AUGAAAUUAGUGAUACAUUUAUUUAUUUUAUGUCUUUCAUUUCUAGUUCAAAAUGCAAAGUGUAUCAUAGAUAAGAAACAAUUAAAAGAGACUGUCCAUCAAAUGUUUCUUCAUGGAUAUACCUCUUAUCUUAAAUUUGCCAAUUAUGAUGAUGAAUUGAUGCCCCUAAGUUGUAAAGGAAGAAAACGUGGUGUUACACCAAGUCGAGGAAAUAUAGAUGAUGCUUUGGGGAAUUUUUCUUUAACACUUGUUGAUUCAUUAGAUACUUUAAUAGUUUUAAAAGAAUUUGACGAAUUUGAAAAAGCAGUUAGAAUUGUUAUUGAUACUGUUCAAUUUGAUAGUGAUUUAGAUGUAUCUGUUUUUGAGGUUAACAUUCGUAUGAUUGGUGGAUUGAUUUCAGCACAUCUUAUGGCAAAUAUAUUACAAAAACAUGAUUCAAAUAGAAUGACAUGGUAUCGAGGUGAAUUACUAGAAAUGGCUGAGAAAUUGGGUAAAAAAUUACUGCCAGCAUUUAAUACUACUACAGGAAUUCCUUUUUCAAGAGUUAAUUUAAAAUAUGGUAUAACAGAUAAGAUAAAAAAUCAAAAAAAUACUUGUACUGCUUGUGGUGGUACAAUGAUAUUAGAGUUUGCUGCAUUAUCUAGAUUAACUGGAAAUUCUAUAUUUGAAGAAAAGGCAAAAAAAAGUAUGGAUUUUCUUUGGUCACAACGGCAUAAAGAAAGUGAUUUAAUGGGUACAGUUUUAAAUAUUCAUUCUGGUGAUUGGAUUAGACGUGAAUCUGGUAUUGGUGCUGGUAUUGAUUCAUAUUAUGAGUAUUGUUUAAAGGCAUAUAUUUUAUUAGGAGAUGAAGUUUAUUUACAUCGUUUUAAUAAACAUUAUAAAGCUAUUAUGAAAUAUUUGAAUAAAAAAGGUUUAUUUAUAAAUGUUCAUAUGGAUAAACCAAAUGUUGCAUCAAGAAGUUUUAUGGAUUCAUUACUAGCUUUUUGGCCUGGAUUGCAAGUUUUAAAAGGUGACAUUAAACCGGCAAUUGAAAUGCAUGAAAUGCUUUAUCUUGUUAUGAAAAAACAUAAAUUAAUUCCUGAAGCUUUUACAUAUGAUUUUCAAGUUCAUUGGGGUCAACAUUUAUUAAGACCUGAAUUUAUUGAAAGUACAUAUUUCUUAUAUAAAGCUACCAAAGAUGAACAUUAUUUAAAAGUUGCUGCAGAUGUAGUUAAAAGUCUUAAUGAUCAUGUCAAAGUUAAAUGUGGUUUUGCUGCAAUUAAAGAUGUUAGAACAAUGGCUCAUGAAGAUCAAAUGGAGUCAUUUUUAUUAGCAGAAACAUUUAAAUAUCUUUACAUGAUUUUUGCUGAACCAGAAGAUUUAAUUUUUGAUCCAGAUGUUUUUGUUUUAACAACAGAAGCUCAUUUUCUACCAUUAAGUAUUGGUGAAAGUGAUAUGGAUAAACCUAGAAAAAUUUUCCUUGAUUUAGAUGAAGUAGUAGAUGAAGAUCAUCAUAAAUAUGAUAAAAUUUGCCCCUAUUAUGAGGAACAAUUUAAGAAUACUGAAAAAAUUGCGGAAUAUGGUAAAAAUAUUCGCCUCGAAACACAAGAAUUUGUUAGGCAGUUAACAUCUGGAACAAGUACCAAAGAUGAUACAUGUGAAUUAAUUCAACCUCAAUUAGAUCCUAAAAAUUUCAAGUAUGAUGAUAAAGAGCAAUUAAAAUUGCUUAGUGAUAUGGGUAUUACUGUUGAGCUAGAUAAAUUAGGAAAUAUUAAAUUUACUCAUACUCCUGUCACUGCUCAAUGUGCUGCAAGGGCUAAACAAGGAUUGGUUUAUAUAACAGAAAUGAUGGCCAUACAUAAAUCUUUAUCGGAAUCUGGUGAAAAUAUGAUGUUAAAAUUAACUAGAACUGUACAAAUUUUGAGUCCCCCAUAUUAUGGAUUAAAAUAUAAAACGAUAGCUGCUCCCGCUCAAUACGGUUAUACUUUUAAUAAACAUAAAUUUAUAAUUGGAAAAUUAGAAUUAGCUACACCUUUAGUUGGAUGUUCCACUUUAAAUAAUAAAGAAAAUUAUGUAGGAAAAAUUGUUGUUAUGAAGAGAGGAGAAUGUAUGUUUCAGGAAAAGUCAAGAAAUGCUCAAAAAGCAGGAGCAAUUGGUGUUAUUGUAAUAGACAAUGUAAUUGGAUCUUCCCAUGAAACAACUCCACCAUUUGCUUUGGCAGGUGAUAAUAUGCAAGAUGAUGAUAUAAUUAUUCCAACAGUUCUUCUUUAUGAUAUCGAAUCACAAGAAUUGAUGAAAUCUUUUCUAAAAAAUUCAAAUAUCAUUGUCCGUAUUGGGGAAUCAUUUGCCAAUCCCUUAUAUAUAUUCAAAGAAACAUUACUUGGUUAUACAAAAAUUUAA
Messenger RNA from Strongyloides ratti, 2379 nucleotides. Its product is annotated as Edem2. The coding region runs from base 1 to 2379 and encodes 792 amino acids. Gene Ontology annotation, biological process: endoplasmic reticulum mannose trimming; carbohydrate metabolic process; mannose trimming involved in glycoprotein ERAD pathway. Gene Ontology annotation, cellular component: membrane; endoplasmic reticulum. The transcript is spliced from 4 exons. The record is from RefSeq and is a predicted model, not a curated record. Lineage: Eukaryota; Metazoa; Nematoda; Chromadorea; Rhabditida; Strongyloididae. Gene Ontology annotation, molecular function: mannosyl-oligosaccharide 1,2-alpha-mannosidase activity; calcium ion binding.